Theobroma cacao (cacao) is the source of this 2325-nucleotide messenger RNA. RefSeq names its product bidirectional amino acid transporter 1. Gene Ontology annotation, cellular component: membrane. The record is from RefSeq and is a predicted model, not a curated record. Gene Ontology annotation, molecular function: L-alanine transmembrane transporter activity; L-lysine transmembrane transporter activity; gamma-aminobutyric acid transmembrane transporter activity. Gene Ontology annotation, biological process: transmembrane transport; gamma-aminobutyric acid transport. Lineage: Eukaryota; Viridiplantae; Streptophyta; Magnoliopsida; Malvales; Malvaceae.
AUUAAAUAUUGAACGUCCAUUGACAGUAAACAACGUAUUCAGCGCGGAGCUUAGUCAAAUUUGGAAACGAAUAUUUGAAAGAAUCAUUGGAAAUAGAUUCUGCAGGUAGAAAUAAUGAGCUGCGGCAUGUAACCUCCUUCACUCUCUCACCCUGAUGAUUUCUCCUCGAAUCGAAACAAAUCCGAAAGGGAAAAAUCAUCCAGACCCAAUUAUACAAUCUGAAAGAAAACUAUAUUUAGAUGAAAAUCCAAUGUAAGCCAGGCGCCUCUCCUUGACUAAUGAUCACAAAGCUUGCUGACAAAAAAUAAGUCAGCGGUCAUAGGUUUCCUGUUUUAUAUUAUUACUGCAUGUUCCUUUGAUAAAGAAACAAAUUACAACGACAGAAGAAGCAGCGAGGGAGAGAGAGAGGGAAAGGGAGAUUGGUCGUCCAGGAAGCAAGGGAACGGAGAGCUUUCGAUUGGUCUUCUGGGUUGACAAAACGACCACGAACCAAUCUCUUUUGGGGCUUUAAAGUCUUCCAUUGUUUCAUUUUGUCGUGCCAAAGAUGGUUUCUGGCACUGAAAAAAUGGCUCUUCCAUCUCAUACGGUUAAAAAUGGCGGCGUUUUGGUUGAUUCAGGCCAGUCUCGUCUCAAAGAGCUUGGCUACAAACAAGAGCUCAAGCGCGAUCUAUCGAUGUUUUCAAAUUUUGCGUUUUCAUUUUCGAUCAUAUCAGUGCUGACCGGUAUCACCACUCUUUACAACACUGGGUUGAUUUUUGGUGGAUCUGUCUCUUUGGUCUAUGGUUGGUUUAUAGCUGGUGGUUUCACCAUGUUCGUUGGGUUAUCAAUGGCUGAGAUCUGUUCCUCGUACCCAACUUCUGGUGGCCUUUAUUAUUGGAGUGCUAAGCUUGCUGGCCAAUAUUGGGCACCCCUUGCCUCUUGGCUCACAGGCUGGUUCAACAUUGUUGGUCAGUGGGCUGUUACAGCAAGUGUAGAUUUCUCACUUGCACAACUAAUUUCGGUGAUCAUUCUCCUUAGCACAGGUGGAAAAAAAGGUGGUGGAUAUGAGGCGUCUAAAUAUGUAGUCAUAGCUUUUCAUGGGGCAAUCCUGCUGAUACAUGCUAUAAUAAACAGUCUUCCCAUUUCAGUUCUAUCAUUCUUUGGACAGCUGGCUGCUGCAUGGAAUCUCAUAGGUGUUGUUCUUCUUAUGAUCCUCAUUCCCUCGGUUUCAACAGAGAGGGCUAGUGCCAAGUUUGUGUUCACUCAUUUCAACACCAAUAAUGGUGAGGGAAUAAACAGUAAAGUCUAUAUUUUUGUUCUUGGACUUCUAAUGAGUCAGUACACCCUUACUGGGUAUGAUGCAUCUGCUCAUAUGACAGAGGAAACCAAGAGUGCUGAUAAGAAUGGACCAAAAGGAAUAAUUAGUUCCAUUGGGAUAUCUAUUAUUUUUGGAUGGGGUUACCUACUUGGCAUCACCUUUGCAGUAACCAACAUACCAUUCCUUUUGAGUGAAGAUAAUGAUGCUGGAGGUUAUGCUAUUGCUGAAAUAUUUUACCUAGCAUUUAAGAAUAGAUAUGGCAAUGGCGUUGGGGGAAUUAUUUGUUUGGGAGUGGUUGCAAUUGCCAUAUUUUUUUGUGGUAUGAGUUCUGUUACUAGCAACUCGAGGAUGGCUUAUGCAUUCUCGAGAGAUGGAGCCAUGCCAUUGUCAUCUUUGUGGCAUAAAGUGAACAAGCAGGAGGUUCCUAUAAAUGCAGUUUGGCUCUCUGCAUUUAUCUCAUUUUGCAUGGCACUAACGUCUCUUGGAAGCUUGGUGGCAUUUCAGGCCAUGGUAUCUAUUGCAACAAUUGGACUCUACAUUGCUUAUGCCCUGCCAAUCUUCUUCCGGGUGACUUUGGCACGCAAAUCCUUCAGGCCAGGACCCUUCAACCUCGGCCGCUUUGGGAUCUUGGUUGGUUGGCUUGCAGUCAUUUGGGUGGCAACCAUCUCAGUCCUCUUCUCAUUGCCUGUUGCCUAUCCAAUCACCUCUGAGACACUCAACUACACUCCUGUUGCUGUUUGCGGUUUGCUCGUUCUUACUGUUUCUUCUUGGAUCAUUAGUGCUCGGCAUUGGUUUACAGGUCCCAUAACCAACAUAGAUAAAUGAAAUUGUGUACGUAUGCACUGAAUUUUAGAUUUCAGCGUCUUAGGAUCGACAUGAUCAUUAGAAUUUAAUCUUUUCUCAUCAAGCUCUGGCAAUAAAACUUUUGUUGAAUUUCCCAAUAUUCUUAGUAGUUCAAGAAAUUUGAUUUAGUUGUGUUCAUGACUUGAUGACCUUACAGCGCAGAAAAUAUAUUGCUUCUUUGAUCA